AUGAGCCUGCCAUUCAUGGCAAGCCUGCUGGGCCGCCGCGCUCAGAGGAAGGCCAAGAAGGCCAAGAAGGCCAAAAAGGCGGCGGCCCCGACGACGAAGCAGGAGGAGGGCCACCUGGCCGAGGGCGCGACAGCCCCGUCGCCCUGGAAGGCAGCGGCACCACCGAUGAAGAAGCCGAGGAGCAAGAAAAGGCCUGCCGCUGCCCCGAAGGCGAAAGGAAAAGCUAAGGCCAAAGCUGCAGCCACGUCCACGCCACCAGCUGCAGCGAAGGAGCCCGCAGCAGCGGGCGCCCCCGUGCACACGGGGGAGAUCGUGUGGCCGCCGCCAGAUACUCACGGAGGGAUCUAUAGCUACGACGUCGACGGCGGCCGCACGUGCACCAUCAAGAUGAAGCGCCGCCAGAGUGAGCGCAUAAGCACAAUAUACUUCAGGGUCGUCCCAGGGGACGGCUGGAAACAACUCAUCCAGGUCACGGACAAGAGCAUGACGUCGGCCAUGGUGCAGCAGCUCGAGGUCACCAACAGCGCUGAGGCGGCCGACGCGACGAUACGGUACCUGUUCAACAAAAUGUGCGACGGCAAGAUCGCAGCAGGCAACGUCGGCGCGAUUAAGGAGCAUGCGAAGGUGUAUAGGGAUCAGGCGUACACCGAGCUCGGGCUGGCCUGCUGA
Messenger RNA from Prorocentrum cordatum, 669 nucleotides. The record is from the annotation of a GenBank genome assembly. Lineage: Eukaryota; Dinophyceae; Prorocentrales; Prorocentraceae.